CAGAUGCAGAACAGGGAGGCAAUGAGCCCUCAGGACUCCAAGGCACCGGGGGCAGAGGCCAUGGAGGGACACAAGGCCCGGAGUCACAAUCGGGGGUCUAUGGAGCCCACGGCGCCCCCGCUUCCUCCUCCUUCACCGCCACCGACGGGGCCGCCGGAAUACCCGCCGAGGCCCCGGCUGGUUUUCCACACUCAGCUGGCGCACGGAAGCCCGACGGGACGAAUCCACGGAUUCACAAAUGUCAAGGAGCUGUACGCCAAGAUCGCCGAGGUUUUCAACAUCUCUCCCUCAGAGAUUCUCUUCUGCACCCUCAACUCCCACAAAGUGGACAUGCAGAAGCUACUGGGGGGUCAGAUCGGACUGGAGGACUUCAUCUUUGCUCACGUCCGAGGCGAGACGAAGGAGGUGGAGGUGACCAAGACGGAGGACGCGUUGGGCCUCACCAUCACGGACAACGGAGCUGGCUACGCAUUCAUUAAGCGGAUAAAGGAAGGCAGCACCAUGGACCAACUGAAGAGCGUUUGCGUGGGCGAUCACAUCGAGGCCAUCAACGAGCAAAGCAUUGUGGGAUGUCGACAUUAUGAAGUAGCCAAGAUGCUGAAAGAGCAACCAAGAGGCGUUCCCUUCACCCUCAGGCUGGUCGGACCCAAGAGGGCUUUUGACAUGAUCGGAAUGAGGACCAAAGCACCCAAGUCUAACGAGGGCAAGAUGGUCAAUGGAAGGGAGACUUUACGUCUCCGCUCCAAGGGUUCCGCUACCGUUCAGGAAGUGCAGAAUGAGUUUGAGGAACAGGCCACCAUGAAAGUGGACGACCUGCUGGAGAGCUACAUGGGCAUCCGUGAUUUAGAGCUAGCGACCACCAUCGUGGAGGCGGGCAAAGACAAGAAGAACCCCGAUGACUUUGCGGAGGCCCUGGACUCGGUUCUGGGGGACUUCGCUUUUCCCGACGUCUUCUUAUUCGAUGUCUGGGGAGUAAUCGGGGAUGUGAAAAACGGCAGAAUGUAGAUUUUUUUUUUAUGGAGACCUCGGAGCCGUGCUCUCUUGGCACAUCCAAUUAGAAGACGGCAUUGGAGCCUUCUCUUUUCUUACAUGAAUGUUGCAUUCAUUCAUUCAUUCAUUCAUUCAUUCAUUCAUGUUUAAUGCUAGCAUACAUUUAACAUUUAUGCCAGAAUCACUUCCUUCGAAAAACAUAGCAGGAACUGAAAUUGUAUCAUCAUGUCUGACUGGUUUACAUGAUCAAUAAUUCAUUAUUAU
This is a messenger RNA of Doryrhamphus excisus (bluestripe pipefish), 1254 nucleotides long. It is a transcript of the gene gipc3, whose product is annotated as GIPC PDZ domain containing family, member 3. Gene Ontology annotation, molecular function: protein binding. The record is from RefSeq and is a predicted model, not a curated record. NCBI's taxonomy places the organism in Eukaryota, Metazoa, Chordata, Actinopteri, Syngnathiformes, Syngnathidae.